CCAGCACUGAGGGCAUCUGAAGUUCCCAAUGUGGCGCCCUUGGGAGUGGCUUUCCAAUCCAGCACUUUCAGUCCUGAAGCAGUUGCUAGUAAUGCCAUUGACGGUUCUACAGAAGGUGACUAUGGGCAAGGCUCAUGCACCCACACAGAGUAUGAAAGUAAUCCAUGGUGGAUAGUGGACUUGAAGGCAGAGUAUCGUGUAUUCCGGGUCAGCAUCAGCAAUCGGAGAGACUGCUGUUCAUUUCGGAUAAAUGGGGCUGAAAUCCGAAUUGGAAACUCAACAGAAGAAGGGGGCACCAAAAAUCCGAGAUGUGCUACAAUCGACGACUUGGGCCCAGGGGAAACCCGGAGUUUUUAUUGUGAAUUUUCACAAGGACAGUUUGUGACUGUUCACCAGCCAGAAGGAGGAAUUCUCACACUUUGUGAAGUUCAGGUGUUUGGACUGAAGAUAGAUUCUACCAAUGAGCAAAGCAAGCUAUCCAGGCCAGUAAUGGAACUGGAAGAAGGAGAACAAGUCAAGACAUCUGUCCCCAAUGUGGCUGUCAGAGGGAAGGUGUUUCAGUCGAGCACCUAUAAUGAACUUGGGAACCCCGACAAUGCCAUUGACGGUUCAAUAUCUGCAAACUAUUUGCGAGGGCACUGCACCCAUACACAACUAGAAAUUAAUCCUUGGUGGACAGUGGACUUGACAGCAGAGUUUCGAGUGCACAGAGUGGGCGUCACCAAUCGGGGAGACUGCUGUUCAGAGCGGAUCAAUGCAGCUGAAAUUCGAAUAGGAAAUUCACCAGAAAAGGGAGGGAUCACAAAUCCAAGGUGUGCCACAAUUACCUCACUGGGGCCAGGGAAGACAGCUGUUUUUGACUGUGGAGAAAUGCAAGGACGGUAUGUAACUGUUACCAUCCCAGGUGUCCGGAUUAUCUCACUCUGUGAAGUCCAAGUGUUUGGUGAAAAGGUUAAUUCCUCAGAUUUUGCUAACAAGAAAGAAACUUCACCUGGAGAAGAAGACACAGAAGUUACUUCCGCUAUUGAAAAAUGGGUGAAGCAGAAAGAACUUAGACCACCAUUGGAACAGAACAGAGGGAAGCAAGCUUAUUUAACUGUCUACAAUGCAGCCCUUGAUGGAAAGGCAUUUCAGUCAAGCUCCUACUCCAGUCUGGCAUCUGCUGAACAUGCCAAUGAUGGCUCCACAUCUUCUAAUUUUUUGCAAGGACACUGUACCCACACAUUGCUAGAAGCUAAUCCAUGGUGGACAGUGGACCUAAGGGCAAGAUUUCGAGUUCUCAGUGUAGUUGUCACUAAUCGUGGAGACUGCUGUGAAGAACGGAUACAAGGUGCUGAAAUCCGAAUAGGGGACUCAAAAGAUGAAGGUGGUAUUCGAAAUCCCAGAUGUGCUACAAUCAGCUCCAUGGAUUUGGGAGAAACUCACAAAUUUGAGUGUGAAGGAAUGCAAGGACAGUAUGUGACCAUCACUAUUCCAGGCACACCCAAAUACCUCACCUUGUGUGAAGUACAAGUCUUUGGUCAGCGGAUAAUGCCUCUUGUCCCCAACGUGGCCCUUGAAGGGACGGCAUUCCAGUCCAGCACCUACAACAAACUGGGGUUUGCAGAGAAUGCCAUUGAUGGGUCCACUGCAGUCAACUUUAUGCGCAAAUCAUGCACUCACACGGAUCUAGAAUUAAAUCCAUGGUGGACAGUUGAUCUGAAGGCCGAAUUUAACAUCUCAAGCGUUAGUGUCACCAAUCGAGAAGAUUGUUGUGCAAAUCGGCUUAAUGGAGCUGAAAUCCGGAUUGGGAACUCACUAGAGAGAGGAGGCUCUACAAAUCCUAGGUGUGCUAUAAUAGCCUCACUCGGUGCUGGAGAAACUCAGAAUUUUGAUUGUGAAGGAAUCCAAGGGCGAUACGUUACUGUGACAAUCCCUAGGAUUCAGUUUCUCACACUGUGUGAAGUCCAGGUGUUCGGAGUGAGGGCAAAUCCCUUGGCUCCCAAACAUAUGGAUGAUCCAGAUAUUUUAUCAUAGAUGAAGAAAGUAUAAAUGACACAUGUCCUCAGCAAGGAUUUCUUUUCCUGAUGAAGCUGUCAAAACCCAUGUUGUCUUAAAAUCCAUGUACAAUAGUUUUUCUUCACCCAAGUAGAAUUGUAGAGUUAGUAAACUAUCACGAAUGAGUUGUAUUCCCAGUUGUAUUUUCUACAGUGAGUUCAAGGAUAAGAGACAAAUGGUACCCGGAGUUUGGAUGUGAAUAAUUUCUGGAGAUUUCUCCCCUCCCUUUAAACUGAUCAUCUUUGGAAACUGCAUGUGUUUAUGUCAAAUCUUGGAAAAGUCAUUCUUCUAAAGUACAUUUCUAAAGUACUGCUCCCAGAAUGGCAACUCCCAAUGAGAAUUCUGGGAGCUGUAGUUCAAAAUAAACAAUAAAAUACAAAAUCAUAAGCUCUG
This is a messenger RNA of Pogona vitticeps (central bearded dragon), 2430 nucleotides long. The record is from RefSeq and is a predicted model, not a curated record. NCBI's taxonomy places the organism in Eukaryota, Metazoa, Chordata, Lepidosauria, Squamata, Agamidae.